GAGAGGACCCCGGCGUCCGGGUUCCCCGUGUCAGUGCCAUGAGGCCGCUCCUGGCUCUGCUGCUCCUGGCCCUUGCAGCUUGCUCACCCCCGUUGGACGACAACAAGAUCCCCAACCUGUGCCCGGGGCACCCCGGCCUUCCAGGAACGCCGGGUCACCAUGGCAGCCAGGGCCUGCCUGGCCGCGACGGUCGCGAUGGUCGCGACGGUGUGCCCGGGAUUCCGGGAGAGAAAGGCGAGGGCGGGAGUCCAGGGCUGCCGGGGCCCCGCGGGGAGACCGGGCCGCGAGGAGAAGCGGGACCGGUGGGGGCGAUUGGGCCUGCCGGGGAAUGCUCGGUGCCCCCGCGCUCUGCUUUCAGUGCCAAGCGCUCCGAAAGCCGGGUGCCUCCGCCGUCCGACACGCCCCUACCGUUCGACCGCGUGCUUGUGAACGAGCAGGGACAUUACGACGCCACCACCGGAAAGUUCACCUGCCAAGUGCCAGGAGUCUACUACUUUGCAGUCCAUGCCACUGUCUAUCGGGCCAGUCUGCAGUUUGAUCUGGUGAAGAAUGGCGAGUCCAUUGCCUCUUUCUUCCAAUUUUUUGGGGGGUGGCCAAAGCCAGCCUCACUCUCCGGGGGCGCCAUGGUGAGGUUGGAGCCUGAGGACCAGGUGUGGGUGCAGGUGGGUGUGGGUGAUUACAUUGGCAUCUAUGCCAGCAUCAAGACGGAUAGCACCUUCUCUGGAUUUCUGGUGUAUUCGGACUGGCACAACUCCCCCGUUUUUGCCUGAUGCCCACUGGAAAGUAAGCCUACCCUCUCAUUCUAAAGGAGGAGGGUGUGUGACACUGGCAGUCACAUUUUCUGGGAGGUCUGGACCCCCUGAAAUGGUGUAAACGGUGGUGGG
Chrysochloris asiatica (Cape golden mole) is the source of this 884-nucleotide messenger RNA. It is a transcript of the gene C1QTNF5, whose product is annotated as C1q and tumor necrosis factor related protein 5. Lineage: Eukaryota; Metazoa; Chordata; Mammalia; Afrosoricida; Chrysochloridae. The transcript is spliced from 2 exons. Gene Ontology annotation, molecular function: protein binding. The record is from RefSeq and is a predicted model, not a curated record. Bases 39 to 770 code for a protein of 243 amino acids.